AUGGCAGGAGAAGCAAUCUCAAGGUCCUUUCCACAAAACCCAACUCAGGAAUCCAACCCUCCGAUCAUCAAGAAGAAGAGAAACCAACCAGGAAAUCCAGAUCCUGAAGCAGAAGUCAUUGCCUUGUCUCCAAAGAGCCUCUUGGCCACAAACCGGUUCGUGUGUGAGAUAUGUGGCAAAGGCUUCCAGAGAGAUCAAAAUCUCCAGCUCCACCGCCGGGGCCACAACCUUCCAUGGAAGCUGAGGCAGAGAAGCAGCAAAGAGCCAAGGAAGAGGGUGUACGUGUGCCCAGAGAAGACCUGCAUCCACCACCAUCCGUCAAGGGCACUCGGCGACCUCACUGGCAUAAAGAAGCACUUCUGCCGCAAGCACGGCGAGAAGAAGUGGAAGUGCGAGAAGUGCUCGAAGCGGUAUGCGGUGCAGUCCGACUGGAAGGCCCACUCCAAGGCUUGUGGCACGAGGGAGUACCGUUGCGACUGUGGCACCAUCUUCUCUAGGAGGGACAGCUUCAUAACCCACUGGGCCUUCUGUGAUGCCUUGGCUGAAGAGACCGCACGAGUUUCUGCAGCAUCAAACAUCAGUAGCUUGACAUCGAGCACCAAUGCCAAUUAUGAAUUCACCGGGCGUUUAAUGAGAUCCAACAUGGUGCAGCAUUUCCCUGCUGUAUUUAAUCCUGCGACGGCCGCCGAAGGUCAAGCGGGCGAUCAUGCUAUGCCUGGACUUCCUCUCUGGAUGCGCCAUGGCGAGACCUUGAGCACAGAUAGUAGUCUCUCCAGUAUGCAUCAAAUUGGACCAGUGAAUAUUGAAAACCUGCACAGUGAUCCCUUCGCUUCAUGCUCGAGUAACCAGCAACUCGACUGCCAAUUGAGUUGGAUAUAUAGUAACAAUCUGGCCUGCUCAAGCUCUGGAGAGCUAACAAGCACCUUGCUACCCACUAGUUUGAAGGAAGCAGACCUUAUGAGCGUUCCUUCCUGGUAUAGCACUCGGCAUCAUCAGCACUCCAUGCCUGCAUCAGCCAUGUCCGCAACUGCAUUGCUGCAAGAAGCUGCUCAAAUUGGCGUGACUUCCUCUACUCCAUCAUUUUUUGGCGGCGUAGAGAUGAAGUGCCGCAGCACUCAAGUCCAAGAUGGUAGAGAAUACGAUGGAUUGCUCGAUCCAAGCCAUCCGAGCAUAGCCGCUAAGAUGGCAAGUAGUCUAGAGAACACUGCCAAUCCAUACAGUGAUAUGUACUCCACAAGGCAUCAGAUGGCUCAAAAAGAUGGUCGAGGAGGAGGAGCUACUAGGGAUUUCUUGGGCGUUGGGGUCCAAACCGUCUGCCCAUCGUCGAUUCAUGGAUGGAUUUGAGCCUAUCAGCGUUUACAACAACUCACGUACUUAUCCAUUGGAAGUGGAGAAGUGGAGAGAUUAUAUUGUGAGCAAACUUUGCAGGGAAGAAAAAGUGGCAUGAGUGCUUGAAGGAGUUGAGAAGACGUGCUUGGAGAGCCCAGUUUUAUUCAGCACUAAGUUUGAUCAUCAGCACUGUCAAGAGAUCGAUCCUUGCGUAUUCUUAUGAACCCCGAAAGGCACUCCUUUUAAGAUGCUCCUUUUGUUUUUGGAGAAAAGAAGAAAGGGUGGUGCUAGGGGGAAGCAAAGUGAAGUACCCUCCUUUUUAGCUUUGUUUCAUGGCAAUCUUGUUAUCUGUUCAAAUUGAAGUUUAGUAUUUUAAAGUGGUGAUUAAAAAGCUGCUGCUUUUGUUUCAAUAAAACCAUACCCUUCGGUUC
Phoenix dactylifera (date palm) is the source of this 1760-nucleotide messenger RNA. Its product is annotated as zinc finger protein MAGPIE. Lineage: Eukaryota; Viridiplantae; Streptophyta; Magnoliopsida; Arecales; Arecaceae. The record is from RefSeq and is a predicted model, not a curated record. Gene Ontology annotation, cellular component: nucleus. Gene Ontology annotation, molecular function: DNA-binding transcription factor activity.